AUGGGAAAGGGCUACAAAAUAGUGAUUUGUGGAAUGGCAUCAGUGGGAAAAACAGCAAUUUUGGAGCAGCUUCUCUAUGGAAAACAUACUGUUGGUUUAGAAGAGGGUGCAACAGUGGAAGAUGUGUAUUUGGCUUCAGUCGAAACAGAUCGUGGGGUAAAGGAACAGUUACGUCUCUAUGACACUACAGGUCUGCAAGAGGGAGUAGAGUUUCCAAAGCAUUACUUCUCAGUUGCUGAUGGUUUUGUUCUUGUGUAUGCUGUGAACAGCCUUGAAUCCUUCCAGAGAGCAGAAGUGAUCAAAAAAGAGAUUGACACAGUCAGAGACAAAAAGGAGGUGACAAUUGUUGUCUUAGGAAACAAAACUGACCUCACAGAGCAAAGACAAGUGGAAACAGAAAUAGCGCAGCAAUGGGCAAAGGCUGAGAAGGUGAGACUGUGGGAGGUGACAGUGACAGAUCGGAAAACGCUCAUUGAACCUUUCACUUCGUUAGCCAGCAAGCUUUCCCAAGCCCAGAACAAGUCAGCAUUUCCCUUGCCUGGGAGGAAGAGCAAAGGCAAUAACUGUGAUAACUAA
Messenger RNA from Terrapene triunguis (Three-toed box turtle), 576 nucleotides. RefSeq names its product NFKB inhibitor interacting Ras like 1 (gene NKIRAS1). The coding region runs from base 1 to 576 and encodes 191 amino acids. Gene Ontology annotation, biological process: canonical NF-kappaB signal transduction. The record is from RefSeq and is a predicted model, not a curated record. Gene Ontology annotation, molecular function: GTPase activity; GTP binding. Lineage: Eukaryota; Metazoa; Chordata; Testudines; Emydidae. The transcript is spliced from 3 exons.